Messenger RNA from Funneliformis geosporum, 258 nucleotides. The record is from the annotation of a GenBank genome assembly. NCBI's taxonomy places the organism in Eukaryota, Fungi, Glomeromycota, Glomeromycetes, Glomerales, Glomeraceae.
AUGUUAGAUAAAAAAAAUAUUAAUUUAGAGUUAGAAAUAAAGGUGCUGAAAGCCGAAGAAGAACUUAAAGAAAAGAAACGCGAAAAAGAUAAACUAGAAGAUACAUUAAUUACAGUAAUUAUGACUUUUAUAUUUUGUGCUGGUGCUGGUUUAUUCUUGUUUUUUUCUAAGACUAAGGUUGAAAGUUGGAUAAUUCCUUCUUUUGAGCAAUUAGAAAAAGAAUUGGCUUUGCUGAAAAAGGGCUUAAAAAAGGACUAG